This is a messenger RNA of Bombus pyrosoma, 4083 nucleotides long. RefSeq names its product F-box/LRR-repeat protein 20-like. The coding region runs from base 264 to 2405 and encodes 713 amino acids. Gene Ontology annotation, cellular component: SCF ubiquitin ligase complex. The record is from RefSeq and is a predicted model, not a curated record. The transcript has 6 exons. Gene Ontology annotation, molecular function: protein binding. NCBI's taxonomy places the organism in Eukaryota, Metazoa, Arthropoda, Insecta, Hymenoptera, Apidae. Gene Ontology annotation, biological process: SCF-dependent proteasomal ubiquitin-dependent protein catabolic process.
AAAUAAAAUUAUUACCGGAAAAUAUAAUUAGCCACUUAAAUAAUUUUUAGACUUCUUUGUUUUUAAGUAGUGAAUAUUAGUCCUCGAUACUUGGAAAAAUGCUCGAUGGACAGCGUAUAGGUUGGCUUGUCCGAGCGCGGUGCAAACGUGUAGCUCGCUGUGGUGCGCUCGGUUGGCUAAGUGUUAAAAUCCAGAUUUCCGGAAGGUAUAGCAUUCGUUAAAACGAGAUACUUCGACACGUUAUCUUAUUAACAGCUUUUGUUAUGGCGAUAAUGUCUGACAGCAAAAAUCAUAUGAGUAACAUGUCAGAAACGGAUAAUUUUCAAUUGCCUAUAGAUGCGAUUAUACACAUAUUAUCAUACUUAUCUACAUCUGAUAGGAUGGCAGCAGGAUUAGUUAAUCGAACGUGGCAUGAAGCAUCUCUUGCUAUGAAGUUUUUAGAUGAAGUAGAAUUAGUACUUGGUCGACCACGUGCAGACAAUUUAAAUGAAGUGAUAGAGCUUUUACAGCAUUCUACGAGACCAUUUUACAACUUUGUUUUUAGAGAAGUAGAAUUAAAGAGGAAUAUGGCAAUUUGGGAUCAAUAUGGACCUCAUAUGAAAAGUCUAGUACUGUUAUGCUGUGAUCUAAGUGAAAAAACAUUGGUAGAAAUUUUUAAAUGCUGCAAGUCUUUGAGAAUAUUGCGUAUUAAUGGUUGCAGAGAGUCUCUAAUGUCUGGUAGACUUUUAGAAGAUGAGAAUGACAUAAAGGAACUCUCAGAAACAUUUAAAAAUGUCUAUGAACUUAGCCUUGGAUAUAACCGUUUCUUAAGUGAUGCACUUUUUAAUAGAUUAGUUGCCAUUUGUCCAAAUUUGGAAUCUUUAAGCCUUAUGGGCUGUCAGAUGACCUUUCAUUAUGGACUGUAUAGAAAAUUUUACCCUGAUUUUAACGGCUUACCAUAUGCUUCAAAAUCAACGCUGACUUUUAUAAAUGCAUUAGACUACUUUGGACAACAAGCUUAUAAACUGAAGCAUUUGAAUUUUAGCUAUACUUUGAUUGAUCCAUCUGCUUUAGCUAUAUUAUCAGGUCUACAAAAUCUGAGAUUAGAGUCUCUAAUAUUACAAGGAUGUGAUCAGUUAUCUAAUGAAAGCAUUAGAGGAAUGACACAGCAUCAGACUUGUUUAAAAGUCCUUGAUAUUAGCUUUAACGUGCGUAUCGCAGAUGACAGUUUACUCUGUAUUUGCAAAAAUUUGACGAAGUUAGAAACACUUAGAAUAAAACGAUGCCGUGCAGUAACCGAUAUUGGUAUAAAGUAUAUUCAGUUAUUACAACAUUUAAAAGAACUCAAUAUCUCGGAAGACGAACAACUUACCGAUGAUUCUAUUACUCAUGGACUUUGCUCUGAUUGUAAUAUAAUAGAUGACGAUAAUAUGGAUCAAAAUAUUGAUGGAAAUAUCAAUUUUGCUCCUCCAGAAAAGAAUUGUGUUCAGAGAAGAACAGAAGAAAGGAUGAGAAAAGAAAAUAUGCGAAUACUAUCAGCAAAUGCACUGCGUAUUCAUGAAGAAUCAGUUGAAUGCAUAUCCAAAUUUUUUCCUAAUUUAAGGCAACUUGAACUUAGCUAUUGUUUUAGUGGCGUUACCGAUAAAACAAUACAGAUGAUAUUCAAGGAGCUUGUACAUUUGCAAACAUUAAAUAUAAGCCAUUGCGAUGAGGUCAGUGAUGCUGGCUUAACGGGUAUGGGUACUGGUAACCACAAAUAUGUCGAAAAAAUACAAGUUGCACAUAAUCCAGAAUUUACAGAAUCCAGAUUAAGAAUCAGUUUACGGUCAAAGGCCGAAGAAGAAAUAGUACGCGAUGCAGAUCGAAAACGAGAAAUCAUGAAGCUUUGCGAAAACGUAUCUAAACCUUUAAAUUCGUUUUCCGGAUACUCUUUGAUCAGGCUUAAAUGCCUUCAAGAACUCGAUCUUUCUGGGUGCAACAGAAUUACUGAUGUCAGUUUAAAACACGCAUUCGCUUUUCCAGAAUUAAAGAUCUUAAAUUUAAGCAAGUGUCAACAAAUUACAGACAUUGGAUUGGAUUAUUUAUCAAAAAAUAAUCCGGCAAUCGAAUACUUAAAUCUAAACCGCUGUUACAAUAUAUCAGAUAUUGGUAUAUCAUAUCUUGUACAGAGAUUGCACAGAUUAAAACGACUUCUCAUACAGGGAUGUUCACAACUCACGGAUCAUACUCUCGACUCUAUUAAAUUGUAUUGCAAAAGUCUACAUUACCUAGAUACACGUUAUUGCCGGGGGAUGUCAGCGGCAGGUCUUGAAAGCUUGACACAUUUAUAUGUCGAUUGCUAUGAGCAUACAGAUGUUGCUUUGGGAGAAAAUGAAAUAUUACCACCACCCGCUCUGCCUUUACCAUCAUUAUCAUCUUUGCCAUAGAGACGGUUUCAAUAUCUUCUUUCGCAUUUUAAGGACAGGGUAAGGGAAAACUGAAGUAUUAUUUUAAAAACUGACUAUAAAUAUAUUAUGUGAUAGAAAGAAAAAUUAAUAGAUUAUAUUUUUUAUUCGAACAUUUGCAUAAAGAUUAUGCUUAUGUUUGACAUUAUACGUACGCAAAUUUUUAAAUAUUUUCAAGUAUUUGCGUAGAAAUUUUUAAUUCUGUACAUAUAAUAAUAUGAAGGAAUUUUAGUAUAUAUUAUGUCAAAUAUCUGAUAACGAUUUUAAAGCUUUUUUAGAGGGAUGCAUUACAGUCUUAAAAAUCGAAUAAUUUGGAUAUAUUCGGCAUAUUCAUCAUUUAAUAUAAAAUCUAAUUUAAGCAAAUAUUGAGUGAUAACGCGAUUUUAAUUAAAUGAAAUAAAUCGGCUAAAAUAUAAUUUAAAGAACAUAAUUUUUCAUUAAUUCUUAAAUAAAUGAUGUUAUUAUUUAAAGUAAGGUUAAUUUACGAUUUUAUAACGAAUUUUAUUCUGCUUUAUGGUACAAUUUAAUUGGUAUUACAGUAAGUAUUACAGAAAUGAUAAAAAUAAUAAUUAUGUAUAACAUUUCAUACGCGUUUUAAGGAUUCAUCACUUUUUCAGAUAUUCAUAGCUCAGCUAUCCGAAAUUAAAAUAACUUAAAAGUUUAGGAAUUUUUAUAUAUUAAAUCGAGAAAUUUAAUAAAGAUUCUUUUUUUAGACAAUAACUAAUAAGUAGAUAAUAGCUGCAAUUGAAAUGGUGAAAGUAUUUUUAAACAAAUCAUUGUACAUAAAAUAACUUCAUACAUAUAGUACAAAAACAAUGUUAAUAAUUUCUAUACUGAAAUUUAAAUUGAAAUAUUUUUGUGAAAAUGCUACCAUUAAAAAAAAUCUAUAAAAUAUAAAUACAAUUUGUUUAUUCGCACAUAAUGUAAGAUUUGCUCCUCAAAAACUUAUAGUCUAGAUUAUAUCCUUAUCGUUAUAUAAAAAAUAAUAUUAUUCAAGUUGCUUCUUCUAGCAAAUUGCUCAGCAUAUUAUUAUUUGAACAUAAUAAUGUAAUAUAUAUUUCGUUAACGCACCGGAGAUUUUCGAGUACUUUUAAAUAGUAUAAAAUUUUUGAAAGUUUUAUGAAUGAUACACACUAUUGUACACAAUUCAUGUAUGAUAUUUAUAUAAGGAUAGAUCGUUCGAGUUAGGAUAUAUAAUAAGAUUAUGUAAACAAUGAUCUAAAUUUUAUUUAGAAACAAACAAAUUUAACAUUAUUUUUAAUAAUAGUUAAAAACUUGUCUGUGUCGAAUAAAGUAAUUUCGAUUAAAAUUGUGGUUUUCAAAGAUAUUAUAAUAUUUUUAAUCGAUCGCCGCUUUUUUAAAUAUAUAUAUUUAUCAUGUGAUAACGUUAGUUAUAGACAGCAGAAUAAAGUCAAUUUCCUUUUGUGAUAUAGUAAAAAUAAGAGUAUAGUUAUUGAAUUUAGAAAAUAGAUGUCGGUAAAUAAAAAUUGCAAGUUUGUUUCUCAAUGAUUUCCUCCAGACGUUUAGAUACAUUUUAAUUUAUCCUUUAAUUCUAUUGUAAAUGGUAUCUUUAUAAUUAACAGCAAAACAUACAAUUUAUGACCAGAAAAGGAGGAAUCGUCACCCGUUUUUAACCAACCCUACCUUUUUGUACAAAACU